Messenger RNA from Xenopus tropicalis (tropical clawed frog), 1667 nucleotides. It is a transcript of the gene sf3a3, whose product is annotated as splicing factor 3a subunit 3. Gene Ontology annotation, cellular component: spliceosomal complex; nucleus. The record is from RefSeq and is marked provisional. Lineage: Eukaryota; Metazoa; Chordata; Amphibia; Anura; Pipidae. Gene Ontology annotation, molecular function: RNA binding; zinc ion binding; nucleic acid binding. Gene Ontology annotation, biological process: mRNA splicing, via spliceosome.
UUCCAACAUGGAGACGAUUUUGGAACAGCAGCGGCGCUACCAAGAGGAGAAGGAAAGGCUCAUGGAUGUGAUGUCCAAAGAGAUGAUGUCUAAAAAACCCACGUUACGGGAACAAAUAAAUUCAGAUCACAGAGCCAGAGCUAUGUUAGAUCAAUACAUGGAAGUGAGUUCAAAUCUAAGGGAUCUAUAUGAAGAUAAAGAUGGAUUACGCAAGGAAGAACUCACUGCAAUUUCUGGGCCAAAUGAGUUUGGCGAAUUCUACAACAGACUCAAGUUAAUUAAAGAAUUUCACCGAAAACAUCCAAAUGAGAUUUGUGUUCCCAUGUCUGUGGAGUUUGAUGAACUUUUGAAGACAAGGGAAAACCCAAGUGAAGAAGCACAAAAUUUGGUGGAAUUUACAGAUGAAGAGGGCUAUGGCAGAUAUAUGGAUCUCCAUGACUGCUACCUGAAAUAUAUUAACCUCAAAUCUUCAGAGAAAUUAGAUUAUAUCACAUACCUUGCAACCUUUGACCAGCUUUUUGACAUUCCAAAAGAGAGGAAAAAUGCAGAAUACAAAAGGUAUUUGGAAGUACUUCUUGAAUAUCUUCAAGACUAUACAGAUCGGGUGAAGCCUUUACAGGAUCAGAAUGAGCUCUUUGGGAAAAUACAGAUUGAGUUUGAGAAGAAGUGGGAGGCUGGUGCAUUUCCUGGCUGGCCGAAAGAGACAAGCAGCGCACUCACUCAUGCUGGCGCUCACCUGGACCUGUCAGCCUUCUCUUCUUGGGAGGAGUUGGCCUCUCUUGGUCUUGACAGAUUAAAAUCUGCACUGAUGGCUUUAGGCCUUAAAUGUGGAGGGACAUUGGAAGAAAGAGCACAAAGACUUUUCAGCACAAAAGGCAAAUCUUUGGAGUCUCUGGAUCCAUCUUUGUUUGCAAAAAAUCCUAAAGCGAAAGGAACUCGCAGAGACACAGAGAAAAACAAAGACAUUGCAUUCCUUGAAGCUCAGGUGUAUGAAUAUGUUGAAAUUCUAGGGGAACAGAGACAUCUGACCCAUGAGAAUGUACAGCGUAAACAAGCCCGUACAGGUGAGGAGAGGGAAGAAGAAGAAGAAGAACAGAUCAGUGAGAGUGAGAGUGAUGAUGAGGAUAAUGAGAUUAUUUACAACCCUAAAAACCUUCCUCUUGGAUGGGAUGGCAAGCCUAUACCUUAUUGGUUAUACAAGCUACAUGGCCUGAAUAUCAACUACAACUGUGAGAUUUGCGGAAACUUCACCUACAGAGGGCCCAAAGCUUUCCAGAGGCAUUUUGCGGAAUGGCGUCAUGCUCAUGGCAUGAGAUGUCUUGGCAUUCCAAACACUGCACACUUUGCUAAUGUAACACAGAUUGAGGAUGCUGUGUCCUUGUGGUCAAAGCUGAAGCAUCAGAAGGCCUCUGAAAGAUGGCAGCCUGAUACAGAGGAGGAAUACGAAGAUUCCAGUGGGAAUGUUGUAAAUAAGAAGACCUACGAAGAUUUAAAGCGUCAAGGACUUCUGUAACCAUGGACAUUUUGUUUCUAACUGCCCUGUUAUGGUUCUGGAUUUUCAUGUUUGUUAAUGUGACAUUUCUAUUUGCAAAGCUGUUGAACGUUUCAUCUUUUACAAAAUGCAAAUUUUUUUUUUUUAAUUAAAAAUGUGCAAAAUUUUCAAUGCA